AAAAUCCUCGGCCCCUCCCCUGCCGUUCCCACCGCACUGGGCCUGCCCACGGGGCACCAGUGUCUAUCCACUGCGCUCCGCCCCGCUCUCCCUCCUCCGGAACUCCGAAAUGCCGCUCCUCCCCUCCACCGCGGCGGCGGCAGCAGCGGCGCUGCCCCGCCUCCGCCUGCGCCUCCCUCUCCCGCCCCGCCACUGCCCCCAACCCCUCGCGCCCCUCCGCCGCGCGCCCCACCACUCCUCCCCGCACCCGCGCCUGCUCCCGCUGGCGGCGGCCCUCCCGCCCCCUCCCCCCGAGGAGCUGCCCCCGUCGCAGGCCACGGGGCUCGUCGCGGCGUCGCAGGCCAACUUCAUGCGCGUCAUCGUCGACGCCGCGGCCCCGGGCCUGGAGCACCACCGCGGCUCCGACCUGCUCUGCGUCGUCCGCGCGCUGCUCAAGAAGAUCCGCCGCCGCGUCCUCGUCGGGGACCGCGUCCUCGUGGGAGCCGUCGACUGGGCCGACCGCCGCGGCAUGAUCGAGGACGUCUUCGAGCGGAGGUCCGAGGUCGCCGACCCGCCCGUCGCCAACGUCGACCGCCUCGUCGUGCUCUUCUCGCUCGACCAGCCGCGGCCGGAGCCCGCCACGCUCACCAGGUUCCUCGUCGAGGCCGAGUCCACGGGGAUCCCCUUCGUGCUCGUCUUCAACAAGGCCGAGCUCGUCGACGAGCAGACUAUAACGUACUGGCAAGAUAGGUUGAAGAGUUGGGGCUAUGAUCCACUCUUUUUAAGUGUUGAUCAGCAAUCUGGAUUUUCUGCUCUUGAAGAAAUGUUGGAAGGACAAACAACCGUAGUUGUUGGUCCAAGUGGUGUUGGGAAGUCCAGUCUAAUCAAUGCGUUGAGACACAACCAGAACAUUUCAGAAGAAGAUCCAAUACAUAAGCUGCUUGAGCAGAAUAGUAAAUGGUUUGGUGAGCAACGCGUUGGAACUGUGUCCAAGAAAAGCGGCAAAGGAAAGCACACGACGCGCCACGUCUCAUUGCUUCCUGUAGCUGGUGGAGGCUUCCUUGCUGAUACUCCUGGAUUUAACCAGCCUAGCCUGCUGAAAGUGACCAAACAGAGCCUUGCAGAAACGUUUCCAGAGAUAAGAAAGAUGCUCAAGGCAAAUGAGCCCUCCAAGUGUCUAUUUAAUGACUGUGUUCACCUUGGUGAGCAUGGAUGUGUGGUGAAAGGUGACUGGGAAAGGUAUCCAUACUAUCUCCAGAUGCUUGAUGAGAUCAAGAUCAGAGAAACAAUCCAGCUACGAACAUUUGGAACAAAAAGAGAGGGUGAUGUCAGGUACAAAACAGGUAUUAUGGGCGUGAAGCAAGCGGAGCCCCGUCUUGAACUCAAGAAGCACAGGAGGGUGUCUAGAAAGAAGAUUAACCAAUCAAUUCUCGAUGAGAUUGAAGAUGACAUUGAUGACCUCGAAGAUGACUACUGGUUCGAUGCCAAGCGGCAUUCUAGGCGAUGAUAACUGGUUCUCAUCUGAUGACCACCUAACAACUACACGAAGGAAUCUAUGGGCGCUGUACAUAGUUGGUUUUGUGGUGCUACCAUGCCCUUGAGCAGUUCAGCUGAUCCACUCUAAAAUGUAACUUUAAGUGCAUUGGCUGGAGACCUGUAGACUAGUGCUCCUGAUGUUGGUGAUGGACAUGCUUGUUGAUUUUCAUCACGGCAACACAGUGGGACUGGAAAGUUGCAAAUGAGCAUGGUCUCGUGUCUCCUGUCCAAUUGCUUGAGGGAUUUGUCAUUUGUGCGUCAGGACACGUACUUACAGGCAUUAGCCGUGUGUAUAUGAUUGAUUUACCCGGAGAGCCGCUUUAUUUGCUCCGUUGUUGGGUGUAAA
This is a messenger RNA of Panicum hallii, 1861 nucleotides long. RefSeq names its product small ribosomal subunit biogenesis GTPase RsgA 1, mitochondrial-like. Gene Ontology annotation, molecular function: GTP binding; GTPase activity. Bases 110 to 1486 code for a protein of 458 amino acids. The record is from RefSeq and is a predicted model, not a curated record. The transcript is spliced from 5 exons. NCBI's taxonomy places the organism in Eukaryota, Viridiplantae, Streptophyta, Magnoliopsida, Poales, Poaceae.